Molecule: messenger RNA, 5075 nt
Organism: Zingiber officinale
Lineage: Eukaryota; Viridiplantae; Streptophyta; Magnoliopsida; Zingiberales; Zingiberaceae
Product: formin-like protein 18
Exons: 18
Coding region: 468-4676 (1402 amino acids)
Source: RefSeq, a predicted model, not a curated record
GCGUGUAAGUAUCAAUAGCAUGGCGAGGUAGCACAACGACGUACCACGUCACCCUCGAGGCAACGCAGAAGAGCAUUGCGGUCGGUUCGUCGAAUCUCAGAUCUUCCACUCGCCUCUGUCAUUUUCAAUCGAGGAAAGCAUAUUUUUUGUCUUCAAAAUGUCGUUUUGGGAUGCUGAUUGCUUGCAAAAGUUCGCCUUCCUUCGGUUUUCGCCCAUUCCCAGUGCGAGGAGCUAUUAAAGUAAUCGGGCUGGUGAAAAAGCGCAUGCGAUUUCUUGAAGUUGCAGCAAAAUCCAUGUUUUGUUCCAGAAUCCACACUCGGUCUGCCGCAAAAACAAGUUUUGCAAGGUCGUUCGUUUUCCUCUUCUGCCCAGAAAUCUGACCUGGGCACGAACCUUUUACCUAGGGUUGUUGAUAUUGAUCGCUUGGGUGGCGGCAUUGAGGUGUUUGAAUCGGCUGGAUCUUUACGAUGGCGCUGUUUAGGAAGUUCUUUUACCGCAAGCCACCAGAUGGACUGCUGGAGAUAUCUGAGAGAGUCUAUGUGUUUGAUUGUUGCUUCACAACUGAUGUAUCGGAGGAAGAUGAAUAUAAGGUCUACGUUGGAAGCAUUGUGGCACAGCUACGGGAACAUUUCCCUGAUGCCUCUGUCAUGGUAUUUAACUUCCGGGAGGGAGUGAGUCAAAGUCAGAUUUCUAGUAUUUUGUCAGAAUAUGACAUGACUGUGAUGGAUUAUCCACGACAGUAUGAAGGAUGCCCACUGCUCACAAUGGAAAUGAUUCACCAUUUCUUAAGGUCAAGUGAAAGUUGGCUCUCAUUGGGUCAACAAAAUAUCUUAUUGAUGCACUGUGAGCGAGGUGGUUGGCCAGUUCUAGCUUUUAUGUUAGCAGCUCUUCUAGUUUAUCACAAACAAUAUGCAGGAGAACAGAGGACAUUAGAUAUGAUUUAUAAGCAAGCCCCUCGCGAGCUUUUGCAGUUACUAUCACCGCUAAAUCCACUGCCUUCUCAACUUAGAUACUUGCAUUAUGUCUCAAGAAGAAAUGUUGGCUCAGAAUGGCCUCCUCUUGAUAGAGCCCUUACUUUGGACUGUGUAAUUCUCCGGUUUAUACCUGACUUUGAUGGAACUGGCGGAUGCAGACCAUUGUUUCGAAUUUAUGGGCAGGAUCCCUUUCUUGCAGUUGAUAGAACUCCCAAAGUUCUAUUCUCAAUGCCUAAGAAGAGCAAGUUAGUUCGUUUCUACAAACAGGAAGAUUGUGAACUUGUUAAAAUUGAUAUCCAUUGCCAUAUUCAAGGGGAUGUUGUGCUUGAGUGCAUCAGUUUGGAGGAGGACCUACAACGUGAGGAGAUGAUGUUCAGAGUGAUGUUCAAUACAGCUUUUAUCAGGUCUAACAUUUUGAUGCUAGAUCGCGAUGCAAUAGAUAUCUUAUGGGAUGCUAAAGAUCGAUUUCCAAAGAAUUUCAGAGUUGAGAUUCUUCUUUCAGAGAUGGAUUCACCUAAUUCAAUGGCAUCGUUGGAAUUGAUAAAUGUUGAUGAAAAGGAGGGCCUUCCAAUUGAAGCAUUCGAUAAAGUGAAAGAAAUGUUCAACAAUUUAGAUUGGCUAGAAACAAAACCAGAUACUGCCAUGAAAGUCCUUCAGCAGGUUGCUUCUUCUAAGUAUUUGCAAGAGAAGUUGGAUUCAGUUUCUCCAGUGAAAUCUAAAGCUGAUGCUUUUCUAGCAGAAUUAAGUUCAGAUAUACUGUUUGAGGAAGUCGUAUCUAAUGAAAAUAGUGACAGAAAAAAGAAAGAAUUUCUCCCUCCCUCUACAAUGCAUUCUGUUCCAUUCCACAAAAUUUCUGAUUCAAAUUCAGAGAACAAUGCUGAAUUGCAUGGUCUACAGGCUCUAGCAAAACUUCCAUCUUUAAUAUCACAAAGAAUUCCUGUACCUCAAUCAACUGCUGCCUUUUCUUCUAAUUCUAGUCCCAGCUGUCAUCCAACUGUUUCAAGGUAUCACAGUGCUCGUUCACCUCUUGGAAUUAUGACUCUGCUGGAUGACCAUGCUGCAUCUAAUACCUCUGAAGCUAACACAAAGAAGAUUGCCUCAACGAGUUCAGCUUCUGGAUCCACUAUUCCCUCUGAGUCACCACAGCAACUAUCACCAGCACAACUAUUAACAACUUCAGUGAGCUAUACAAAAGAAGCUUCACCAUCACCACAAUGCUUAUCAUCGGCACCAGUACUACCAACUUCAGCAAAAGAGGCUUCAGUAGAACCUGCCCAUAUCACUCCUCCCCCACCCCCACCACCAACACAGCCCUUGUUGUCGCCGCCAGCACAACCAACAUCACCACCAAUUAGAGUAUUUUCACUUACCCCUCCACCAUGUUCAUUAGCCCGUUUACCGCUGCCGCCGGCGCCACCACCACCACCAAAAGUAACUAUGCGUGCUCCUACUUCUGUUUCUCCUCCUCCUCCUCAACCACCACCAAGAGUAAGCUCAUCUACGAUUGCUCCUCCUCUUCCACUACCACUUCUUCAUACUUGUGCUACCAAAACAGAAGCUCCAACAGUUCGCAAACAACUGGCUCCAGUGGAUAUCCUAUCUAUGUCUGUUAAAGGCUCUAUCCCAGAAGUGCCCCCAUCACCAGACAUACCUUCUCAUCUUAGAAAUUCUAUUCAAUCAACUUCAAAUCCUCCUCCACCUCCACGUCCACCUUCCUUAAAAGUCACUUCAUCGCCCCUUCCCUCUGCUGGCUUAGAAAAGUCUACUGCUUCAUCAGUUACACAGCAGGUAGGCAUCAAGGCAAGUAAGUCAAUACCUAGUCCCCCUCCACCACCCUUGGUUACCUUGCCAAUUCCCAAAGCUAACAUUUCUCCAUUAGGAAAAGGAGUUAAUACACCUGAUGUUCCUUUCCCUCCAACUCCUCCACAAUCUGUCUCAGAGCAUGCAUUAUCACCUCGACCUCGACCUCCACCUCCACCUCCACCUCCACCACCUCAUAUUUCAUCAAACAAUUCAGGUGGUUCUUCUUCUGAAACAUUACCUUCUCCACUUGUCCCAUCUCUUGUUCCUCCAAGUUCCCGGAAGAGCCUUUCCGUUCCUUACUCUUCUGGAGCUAAGGGAACUAUCUCUGAGGCAAUACUUCCACCACCCCUUAGUGGUAUGAAUGUUCCUCCACCACCACCCCCGACUUGUGGCAUGAAUGCACUGCCGCCUCCACCACCACCAAGUACCAUGAAUGCUCCUCCACCACCUCCUAGCAGCAUGAAUGCCCCUCCACCACCACCACCCUUCAGGGGCAUGAAUGCUCCUCCACCACCUCCUAGUGGCAUGAAUGCUCCUCCACCACCUCCCAGUGGCAUGAAUGGUUCUUUGUUAGGAGGGAAGGGACAGCUCCCAAGUCGAACUCCAACUUUCAGAAACUUUCAGUUUAACCAGUCCACAUCAAAAAAGUCUAACUUGAAGCCAUUGCAUUGGGUUAAAGUAACAAGAGCAGUGCAAGGAAGCCUAUGGGCUGAGUCACAAAAUACAGAUGAAUUUUCAAAGGCACCUGAAUUUGAUAUGUCUGAAUUAGAGAGUCUUUUUUCUACAGCAGUGCCAAGUCCUAAUAUUCAGGGUGCAGGUUCCAAGAGUGGGCGUUCAACUGCCCCAAAGUUUGACAAAGUUCAUCUGAUUGAUCUUAGACGGGCUAACAAUUGUGAAAUCAUGCUUACUAAGGUUAAGAUGCCAUUGAAUGAUUUAAUGAGUUCAGUACUUGCCCUUGAUGAUUCAAUCUUAGAUAUUGAUCAGAUUGAGAACCUUAUAAAGUUUUGUCCUACAAAGGAGGAAAUGGAACUACUGAAGGCAUACAACGGAGACAUAGAAAAUUUAGGGAAAUGUGAGCAGUAUUUUUUGGAGCUCAUGAAAGUCCCUCGGGUGGAAUCCAAGUUAAGAGUCUUCUCAUUCAAACUCCAGUUUCGCUCCCAGGUUGCUGACCUCAAAGGUAACCUGAACAUUGUUAAGACUGCUUCAGAAGAGAUCAGAAGUUCAGUUAAAUUGAAAAGAAUCAUGCAGACAAUUCUUUCCUUGGGAAAUGCAUUAAACCAGGGAACUGCCAGGGGUUCUGCUGUUGGAUUCAGGUUGGAUAGCCUUCUUAAACUCUCCGAUACACGUGCACGUAACAAUAAGAUGACCCUCAUGCAUUAUCUGUGCAAGGUUCUUGCAGAGAAGCUACCUGAACUUCUUGAUUUUCCUAAAAGUCUUGUUAGCUUGGAAGCUGCCUCAAAGAUGCAGUUGAAAAUUUUGGCAGAGGAAAUGCAAGCAAUCAACAAAGGCCUUGAGAAGGUUGAACACGAAUUAACAGCAUCUGAAAAUGAUGGUCUUGUUUCACAAGUUUUCUGUCAGACACUGAAGGGGUUUCUGGUUGGUGCUGAAGCAGAAGUUAGAUCCCUAACUUCUCUAUAUUCCAGUGUGGGCAGGAAUGCGGAUGCAGUAGCUCUUUACUUUGGAGAAGAUCCUGCCCGGUGUCCAUUCGAGCAAGCUGUUUCGACACUUUUCAAUUUUGUUAAAUUGUUCUCGCAUGCCCAUGAAGAUAACAGCAAACAACUAGAGUUGGAGAAGAAAAAGGCACAGAAAGAGGCUGAAGUUGAAAAGGCGAAGGUCACCAACUCAAAGAAAGAGCCACAGAAUACACAAUCACCGGUUGAUGGAGCUUGGAGGAAAUAGAUGAUGCUUUCGCCAUUAGAUUACCUAAAGUUACUCUUUUUCAAACCCAAGGAACAAAGUAUUGUCUAACGGCAAGAUUCCGACGAGGUCUUAGUAUGGAACACACCAGAGGAAAUUAUGUCGCUUCUCAUCAAUAAAACCCAGAGAGCUUGAGCCGAUCCAUGCAACCUAGGGAAGCAAUCCUUGUUAGUGAAAUUCUUUGCUUCGCGAAGAAUGAGCUAGCGACUAGGAAAUGCUUCGCCAAGCGCUUUGUACAGAUCACUAACCCAAAUCUAUUGCUUCCUAGAAUUUUGUUCUUUGUCAAAUAUGAUUCGAGAAUUGUACAUUGCUCCUUAUCAGGGUAUCGAUGUAAAACAAAAAUUUUGAUUGAUAUAUUCGCCUUGAGGUUAGUAUCACAAA